CCAUUUAAAAGAUGUCAUCAUUGGAAAAAUAUAUUUUCUUCUGGUGAGACUUGAGAUUAAAAAUAUGGAGCUUGAGAUCAGGCGUCAAGAGUCAACAGGAUCAGGGCCUAAUACAUAUGUUGAGACGGAGACCCUUGCAAAAUUCGAAUUGAUGGAUAGUGCUCCUGUUAGAGGAGAAUCAAUUCCAAUCAGACUGUUUCUAAGUCCAUAUGAGUUGACACCCACAUACCACAACAUCAACAACAAGUUCAGCGUCAAGUGUUUUUUGAAUCUUGUUCUAGUUGAUGAAGAGGAUAGACGGUAUUUUAAGCAGGAAGAAAUCAGAGUUUAUCGGCUUCUUGAAAAUUCCUAAGCAUUUGUGAUGGGGAGCUGGGAGCAUUUGACAUGAGAACAAGCAGCAACACAUUUGCUAUGCCAUUUGGAGCAUUUGUUUGGUUUCCUGAACUGACUACAUUUGUGAUUUGCAUCAAGUUUGUGCCAAAUGACAUGCAUAUUUAAUUGUUUUUGGUUUAGUGAAAAACCUUUAGAAUGACUAAAACUAAUACAUGGUUUACAUUUCUUAACGCCUCAUUUUUUAUUUUGAUUUCUGUAAAAAUAUUUGUAUCAUCUUUUUCAUUUUCAUUCUUUUCUUUUUUCUUUUUUCUUUUUAUU
Molecule: messenger RNA, 651 nt
Organism: Hevea brasiliensis (rubber tree)
Lineage: Eukaryota; Viridiplantae; Streptophyta; Magnoliopsida; Malpighiales; Euphorbiaceae
Product: vacuolar protein sorting-associated protein 26B-like
Exons: 2
Coding region: 65-352 (95 amino acids)
Biological process (GO): retrograde transport, endosome to Golgi; intracellular protein transport
Cellular component (GO): endosome; retromer complex
Source: RefSeq, a predicted model, not a curated record